Molecule: messenger RNA, 342 nt
Organism: Echinococcus granulosus
Lineage: Eukaryota; Metazoa; Platyhelminthes; Cestoda; Cyclophyllidea; Taeniidae
Product: Eukaryotic translation initiation factor 6
Exons: 2
Coding region: 1-342 (113 amino acids)
Biological process (GO): ribosomal subunit export from nucleus; cytosolic ribosome assembly; assembly of large subunit precursor of preribosome
Cellular component (GO): cytosol; preribosome, large subunit precursor; nucleolus
Molecular function (GO): ribosomal large subunit binding
Source: RefSeq, a predicted model, not a curated record
AUGCUGGAUCUGGCCAAGGAAACCGUAGAACGCAUUAGUGAUGUGCUAAACGUUGAGGUCAUCGGAAGUGGUGUGGCUGGGGAAGCACUUGUCGGCACCUACACCUGCUUGACCAAUCACAGUGGUCUCGUACACUCACAAACCAGCCUAGAGGAGCUUGAUCAACUGGACUCCCUUAAUCGCGGCACUGUACUCAUUGGAAGUGGUUUAGUUGCCAAUGCUUGGGUAGCAUUUUGCGGUCUAGACACGACAAGUACGGCAUUGUCCCUAGUCGAGUCGGUGUUCCAGUUGACUGAAUCAAGUACUGUGAUGCAUCGCGUCUACUAUGCAAUGCAAUCCUAA